AUGGCAGAUAAAAAUAUGGUUCAAAACGCAGUAAAACCAAAAGAAAAUCAUGAAGGUGAUGAAAAUGGAUGGGAAAAUGAAGAAAAUGAAGAAAAUUGCAAUGAUGCUGAAUUUGAAGCUAUAAAUGCUCAACUAGAUCAGCUUAAUUCAGUGUUGGAUAACCUCGAACAAAAAAAUGACGAUAUUCGUGCAGAAUUGAUUCAAUUACUACAAUCUAAUCGUGAAGCAAGAAAACAAUUUCAAGAAUUUCAGGAUUCUGUAAAACCAAAUUUAUAAUAUUUUAUUUUGGACGGAUAAUAAUGAUAUAUUGUAAAUAUAUUAAAUAAUAAAACAAUAUAAUAAUACAUAUAUAUUAUAGA
Apis laboriosa (Himalayan honeybee) is the source of this 359-nucleotide messenger RNA. Its product is annotated as bublin coiled-coil protein. Lineage: Eukaryota; Metazoa; Arthropoda; Insecta; Hymenoptera; Apidae. The transcript has 3 exons. The record is from RefSeq and is a predicted model, not a curated record. The coding region runs from base 1 to 276 and encodes 91 amino acids.